UCCAACUUAUUUCUUAUUUCUGUCUUUUUUGCCCAAUCUUUUCCUUACACUUCUCUGAGAAUGGCAUGUGCGUCUCCGUAAGAAAUGUUAAACUUUUAAAAAUGGAAUAUUUCUAAACCCCAAAACAUACCAGAAAACAAUUAAUGUAUUUAUUAUUUCGUAUAUUUUUUCGUCCUUUCCUUAUAUAAACGAUUUGGUAUUAAACAGUGCUAUUGCUGGAAAUAUGGUUUUCUGUCGUUAAGUUGGAUAUCUGGUAUGGUAUUUAAUGGGGAUAGUUCAAUUGAGCACAUCCUUUCCUUUUUUAUUCCCUUCCACUAUUUUUCCUGUUUUCCUCUUCUUUUCCUUUGGGUUUAUGCUGCUAUUUUGUCAAUUAGGUACUGAGCGUGGAGGCCUUACUUUCAUAGUUAUAUGAAGUGGGUUGUACCCGAAAUUUUAGCUCUCUAUGCAACUUCUUAUAGCUAAAUAUUUUAUUGGCGAGCGAUUUGUUGGAAAGCCACAAAAAUUUAUGUGUGUUUGUUUGGUUUUCUUUUCUUAAACCAUUUUUCUCAGUCGUAUUGUGAUUUCUUAUGCCAGUGUUUUGAUUUCUUUCUUCCUGUCGUAUUGGCACUGUGAGUGUGAGUAAUAUAGCAUAUUAGCAUGUUGUCUCUUUAUCUAAUUCAUGAAAUGUAAUCAUUUUUGUGAUGCGAGAAUCAAUGGGUUUAAAUGCAAAAUCCCUGAAUACAAUCAUCAUCAUCAUCAUCAUCGUGAACACGAUCUGGGCACUCCUAGCUGGCUGUGACCUGGCUUCCGGCUGGAACGAUCGACACCUGUGAGGAAGGAGGAAGUGAAGGGUUCCCGGGGAGAUAUCCCGGUGGGAACACUCCAACGGCUAAGUUAGGACUGGAGAAGAAUCUCAAAGAGAGAGUAGAGAGUAAGAGUGCUGAAAGUGCUUAAGCUUCAAUACCUUUGCUUCGCGAGGGUGGUAGUCCUUUUAUACCGGAGGUCGGUCACAUCAGGUGUAACCGUCACUGCCCUAGCCGUUACUGCCAGGAUUGAGGUGGCAGGUGCAGGCCGCCAUUGCGGGCUGCUGCUGCAGGGUACAGACUCGUCAGGCGUGCUAUGCUUUUCAAGGACAACAGGCACGACGCCGCCUGGCAAGAGAUGUGGGCACUGCCACCAGAUCUGGCAGGUACGGAUGUCAGGCGGAUCUUCCCUACAGGCUACCGAACUACUCUGAUUCGGCAGGUACGGAUUCUGCGGAUGCAGUCCCAAGGUACUUCUCCCUCAGGACACUUAGCCAAAAGCUGAGAUGCCCCCUCCUCAAGAGUGGAGAGCUCGGGGCUCCCUAGGAGAGGAGAGUUUGGGGCUCAAGGGGAGCUCGGGCUCCUUCGCGGGGAGUCCGGGUCCCUUAGGGCUGCGGGAGAUCGGCGCGCUUAGGCCUUGCGCUCGGGGCGGGCUGAGCCUCGCUUCCUAGCGAGCUGUUAUUCCCGCUGAGUCGCUUGGUCGGGCUUCGUCGAGCUUGUUACGCCGGGUUGCGGCCAGGUUGUCAUGCUAAGUUGCUGUUCAUGCCAGGUCAUGUCCACGUGUCCCCGUGUUACGAGGUCGUGCCAAAUCACCCUACAUCAAUUGCCCCCCCACUCCCCGUGCUAGGGGUGCUGACCUCAGUGCGGGGAGUCCGAGGUCUGCCGGGUGGAUUUGGCUCGGGGUCUAAGCCUUCUUGUCUGCCAGCUCAUAGGUUGGACCGGUUCCCUGCUCGGUUUAGCCAGGCGUAGCUCGGGUAGCAUACAGUCUACGCGCGGACGUCACGCGAUUUAUAGACUCCGCGGAUGCCAAAAAACGCGCUAAACUAAUUUCGUCUCGAAGGUCGUGCAACCGGUUUUCAUGAGGGCCGUCAGAUUGCUUUGAUCUCAACCGUUGAUGCCCGCGGAUAGUGGCUAUAUAGUGGGGGUCCUGGUCAUUUUCCUUUGCCACAAAUCUUCAGCUGUAGUCUUGAGCUCGCGUCCAAAGCCUCUAGCUCGGGUCAGUUCCUUUCCAGUUCGGUCUUACUUCUCUUUGGUGAGUCAUCCUAGCUCUUCCUUGGUUUCAAUUAUGUCUUCUUUCAAUAGCCUUUUGGACGAGCCCGAGGUGGGUACCUCGGCUCAGGGUAACCCGCGCCUCGGGUCGCCAGGCAUCCACCUCUCAUCGAGUUCGGAUGCCGGAUAGGUUCGGGCCCUCCACCAUGACCUUGGAGAGGCUCCGCGAGCUCAUUCAGCAAUACAACUUGCCAGGGGAGUACACCUACAGUUUACCUGCGGGGAACUUCCCAUGGGAGCACGACCCUGACGAGGUCGUGAUCUUCCGAGAGCAGCUCAUAGCCGGGCUGCGUCUUCCCUUCCAUCCACUCUUAGUGGAGGUCUUGAAACAUUUCAAUGUUACGAUAGACCAGCUUCACCCGAACUCGGUCCGUAACGUGGCUGGGACCAUCUCUCUUUGUUAUGAGUAUGUCAUCCCCCUUGACUUGGACAUACUCUGCUCCAUCUUGACCAUCAAGAAGAGCGCUUCAUGUGUUCUUCCCGAGCACAGGAGGGCUUACUACUUGUCCCCCCGCCCGGGCUUUAAGCUAAUGCACAAGCUUCCUAGCAAGGUCCCGCCCUGGAAGUAGGACUACUUCGUAGUCCGGAACCCCGCGGGGUGGCCCUUCCCUACUCACUGGAGGUCGGCUAUCCAAGACCUUGGCGUCAUACUCGACAAGAAGACCAGGGAGGCAUUCCAAUCGUGGACUGAGGUCGGCUGUGAUUUCAGAGAUUAUAUCAAAGAGGGUAUGCUCUUCCCGGCCGGCUUGAGCCCGGGUCCUAUGGAGGCAGAUAAACUCAAGGGAGACCGGCUUUUUAAACACAUGAAGGGGAGGAAGAAGCGGGCUGCCAAGAGAGCUCGUAUCGAGUCGCCGCCUGCCCCCACUCCCGAGCCCCAGCUUCCACAGGCUCCAAUUUCUGAGCCUGAGCUCCCCGGGGCUCCUCCAAUUUCUGAGCCUGGGGCCUCGGCUGAGACCGUAGUGAGGUCAGCAACUGAGGCCAAGGUUGCCACCGGGGCUGCUAACGUUGCAGCUGAAGUCUCCGCCAAGCCUAUUCACACAGCCGAGACGGCUGUCUCCAGCUUGGGGAGCCCAGAUGGGGUCCAAAGCAUCUUGCUCCCUCAAUGCGGUCUUCGAAAGAGCAAGGGGGCCACUUACUCCGAGGAGAUUGCGGUUUGGGCUGACAUGCUCAAUCCUUCUCAUCUCGGAGCCCGGGCUGCCACCCACACUAUGGUGGCGAACUCCGUCGUGCACGCACUUACUCUUCAGACCGAGAGGUACCUGAAGCAGGCUUUGAUUGCCGAGGAAUCUUCCCGCGUUGCCCAUACCGAACUGAGGAUGGCUCGUGAGCAGAUCCACCGGUUGGAUAGCGGUGCCAUGGCCCAGAGGGGCGUCAUCACAGCGCUGACAGAGGAAAAGGACGGGCUAGCUCGUGAGAACAGCGAGCUGAGGGGCAAAAUGGAGGCCCUUAGAGCGGAGCAGACACGCGAGAAGGGCGUGCUGAGGGGCGAGCUGGACGCCCUUAAAGUAGAGGCUGAAGGCCUUAAGGAAAAGGAGAAGGUUCUUCUGCACGAGGUGGAGUUCCUCAAGGCGGAUAUCGCAGAGAAGACCAAGAUCUUUACCCAGGCGAUAGAGGAGACGAAGGUCAAGGCUGUCUCUGAGUAUAUUCAGUCCGAUAAGUUCGAUGCCAUUCUGGGGGAGGCCUACCGCAAGGGGUUCAAGCUUAACAGAUGGUUGAUAAGGCAUACGUACCCUGAGCUCGACACAAGCGCCAUCACCACCUCGCGAAUCACGAGCGAGAUAGCUCGUCAAGCCGCGGAGGAUCCGGACUCAGAGGAGAAGGGUGGUGACGAAGAAGCUGAUACCCCUGACCAGCCCGAAGCUCCUGGGGGUGGAGAGCCCCCGAAGUAAUUGCCCUUGCAUUCCGAGCCUGCGAGCUCAAUCCUUGUAUUUUGUUUUUUCUUUUUGUUGAGCUCGUUGUAUAAAAUUUUACAUGUUAAUGAAAUUGACCCUUUUCUAAGUGAUCUUUCUUUUCUACAUAUUGCCUUAUCCGAGCUUGUCAUGGUUGUGUGUGGAUUGGUUUGUCGUAGUAAGGCAUAGUAGGGUGCAUGUCCGAACUGCCUUGCGGCGUACACCGA
Molecule: messenger RNA, 4167 nt
Organism: Nelumbo nucifera (sacred lotus)
Lineage: Eukaryota; Viridiplantae; Streptophyta; Magnoliopsida; Proteales; Nelumbonaceae
Source: RefSeq, a predicted model, not a curated record